AUGCUGCCGUUGCUCAACUGGCGGGCUCCACGUUCACACCAAAGGAGUCACUCAACAACACAAAAGGGAGGUCGUGUCGCCAAGGUGCGCACUCCCCGCAAGGCCGCGGCUGCGAUUCCGACCUACGUCGAGUCGGAUGCUGAGGAAGAGGAUGAAGACAAUGAUAGCAAUGUCGACGAGUAUACCGAGGAGAAUAUUUCCAGCAUUAUGGUCAAAUCCGAGUCGAAUGAGUGUGGCGCAAUGACACCAAACUACGGCCAGGAAUCUCAAAACUUUGCAGUCGGUGGUUAUGUUAGAAGUAGUUUCGCGCACCACAGCUUUUUCGGCUUUGUGAGCGGAAAUUCUAACAGUUAUUUUAACGGUAAACUUAGUGGUUAUUAA
This is a messenger RNA of Pseudogymnoascus verrucosus, 381 nucleotides long. RefSeq lists its product as uncharacterized. Bases 1 to 381 code for a protein of 126 amino acids. The transcript has 2 exons. The record is from RefSeq and is a predicted model, not a curated record. NCBI's taxonomy places the organism in Eukaryota, Fungi, Ascomycota, Leotiomycetes, Thelebolales, Thelebolaceae.